This is a messenger RNA of Anopheles merus, 3014 nucleotides long. Its product is annotated as inositol polyphosphate 5-phosphatase E-like. Gene Ontology annotation, biological process: phosphatidylinositol dephosphorylation. Lineage: Eukaryota; Metazoa; Arthropoda; Insecta; Diptera; Culicidae. Gene Ontology annotation, molecular function: phosphatase activity. The record is from RefSeq and is a predicted model, not a curated record.
AAUAAAUAACAAUGCAGGGAGAGCAUUGCCACAGUACCCGUCGUCGUGGAUGUCGUCGUCGUCGUUGUUGCUGCCGUGGUGGCCAUGAACGUCAGCUUGCCGUAGUUCGUUACCAGCUGCAGUGGAACCCGAUCGUUGCAGCCUUUUGCAGGACGUUCUUCGUGCGGGACGGGAUGUUUACCGUCUUAUAUAACGACAGUGUGUGCAGUGCAAGCGACAGCGUGUUUGGACGAUCGUGUUGAGCGCCUCCAGCGCCUUGCGUACGAGAAAGUAUAGGAUAUCGUUUGGUUUAGUUCGUUUGUUCACAAUGGAUAAAACGGUCCCGGAGCCAAGUGCUUCGAAGCCUCCCGCCGCUGUGAUGCAUUCUAAUAGCAGUAGCAGUGGUCCGAGCGUUACAGCAAGUGGAAAGGGCAAACGACCAUUUCUCGGUUUACUCUCGAAACGCUCGUCACGUGUUGAGCCGCAGCGAUGCUCGGAGAGCGAAGACGAGCAGCAAACGUUCGACAGUGGGUCGAGCUUUAGUCUGGUCGGGAAUCAUCAUACCGCUCCCGCAACACAACCAAGCAACAACAGUAGUAGCAAAAGCAAUGGAGGCACCGUUACCGCUACGAACACAUCAACCAGCAGCGCAAGCCAGCGGCAAGAUUCGUCUAACCCGAGUGAUACCAACUCGUACCAGCUGCUCUCGACGUCAUCGACGACGACUACUACCACCACGACCUCGUCGACCGGGCCGGAGGGUUCAGCGGUGACGAAAAUACCGACCGCUGUACGAAAGCGUGACGCGUCCUCUACCCGACUCUCGCUCGGCAAUCGUUUGAGCAAUUACGUAGCAGGAGCAAAUAACACAUCCGCCAGCACUGGCGGCGGAGCAGGCGGACAGUUCAAUCUCUGCUGCUCGAUCGACGAGGCGAUCGUGAAAUCACCGCCGCGCAAUCGAUACUCGCAUCCGGCGACUGGCAGCUGCAGUGCCGGUAGUGAUUCGUACGAUCUCGAGAUGCAGCAGCGUCGGCAGCAGCUGAAGCUGGAGCUAACUGCCAAGACGUGCACCAGCUAUCCGAUCGAAAAGUCGAGCCCGUUGCGCCACCGGCGACCGCUGGAAGUGGGCCCGCGGGUGGAAACACCCCAGGAAGAGGAGGACGUAAGCGGACGCAGCCCGAAGGCAAACGUUUCGCUCGUGAACAAUCGCGUCGUAACGAAGCCGAUCGUUUUCCGCGAGUACCAGAACCACACGCAGCGCGCCAUCAUGUCCAGCAAGUCCCGGUUCAAGGAGCGCUUUCUUCCACCGCUGCAUCGCUGCAACAUGGACGGGUACGAAAAGAUGGAACAGCACUACAGCUCGCCGAACAUUGCCGAAAAGGAAGACGAUCUGCUGCUGCCCGGUGGGUGCGAUUCGCUCGAUCAGCACGAAUCGCGCAAAUCCAUGUCGUUCGACAUGGUACCGACCGGUGCAGUCGGCGACGGCGGGACGGACGAGUCUGACGCGGGCGUAAAGGGACCGCCGGGCUCGGCAGAUUCCCUCGCCCGGCAGGCCCUGAUGGCUGCCCACGUGCUCAACUUGAUACCGGCGGAAAAGGCACGCCAGCGCAACUUUCUGCACGGCCGGCUCGGUUCUACGUCGCUGCUGGGUGCAACGGAGCUGGACAAAAUACUUCCCACCCGCGAGGUUACCAUCUUUAUCGGCACGUGGAACAUGAACGGCCAAAGUCCGCCGCGCAUGAACGAUUUUGUGCUGCCGACAGCACUCGAGCACGUGCCCGAUAUUAUUGUGUUCGGUACGCAAGAGUCCUGCUCGGAGCGGUUCGAGUGGGAGGUGACACUGCAGGAAACGCUCGGCCCAUCCCACAUUCUGCUACAUUCCACCAGCCUCGGUACGCUCCAUUUGGCCGCCUUCAUCCGGCGCGACUUGAUUUGGUUCUGCUCGGAACCGGAAGACGCCUGUCUGUCGGUGCGGCCCGGUACAGCCUUCCGCACGAAGGGUGCGGUGGCGAUCUCGUUCUGCCUGUUUGGCACUUCGUUCCUGUUUGUAACGUCCCAUCUGACAGCCCAGCAGAAGGUGAAGGAGCGCGUGUCGGACGUGAAGAAGAUCAUACACGCGCUCGACCUGCCGCGCAAUCUUACGGUGAAGCACCGGAACAAGGACGUCACGCAAAACUUUGACAGUGUGUACUGGUGUGGGGAUUUAAACUUUCGGCUGAGCGAACCCCGCGACAAGCUGAUGCAGUGGAUCGAAACGACACAGUUCCCGCUGCCGGCCCACCUGCCGCACGGUUUUAUGCACACGGAUCAGCUCACCUCGGUGCUUUCGGACGGGGCUGCGUUUCGGGGAUUCCGCGAGGCUAAAAUUACCUUCCCACCUACGUACAAGUACGAUCCCGGAACGCAGCGUUUCGAUUCCUCCAGCAAGCAGCGUGCGCCCGCGUACACCGAUCGUAUCCUGUACAAAUUUAAACCACUCCCGGUGACAACGGUGCAUCGGCGGGCAAAUUUGCCACCAGGAGGCAAAAUAUCGCAUCCUCCUUCUCCGGUCAAAUGUAUUGCGUAUGAUUCAGUGCAAAGCAUCACCUCGUCCGAUCACAAACCGGUAUGGGCACUGUUCCGGAAUAUCAUUCGACCUGGCAUUGACACCGUUCCAUUAGCGGCAGGACUGUUUAACCGUGAAGUUUAUUUGGAAGGCAUGAAGCGGCGCUUGGACAAUUCGGGAGCAGGCUCAUCUGCCGUGUGCAAUAUUCAAUGACGCCGGCUGUUUGACCGUUAAAGGUAAGAAAAGAUACGUAAGAAAGGCCCGGUGGAAGAUUGAGGAAGAUUUUUUCAACAAGAGGAUCGUAAGAGGACAUUUUAGCGCGAAAACAAGCAGGGAAUUUUAGUGGAACAAUGAAUUGAUCAAACCAAGCGAUUUGACAAUGCGCAAUGCUGGAGCUUACUAUUGAUAAGACAUAUAUAGCUUCCACAGAGUAAAGUGUUAAAACUAGAUCGAAACUCUACCAUUACAUAGAGCGGGCGUAAAAUUAGUG